CGUGCAUUAGACAGUAUCCACGUGGCGAUAAGAUAAAGAGCUCCUUCCGUCAUCCCACGACUCUGCAGCCUACAGAGCUCGGCAGCUUAACACGAACAAACAACAGUGUCGAAGGACAAAUCAUCGCCGAUUAAAGAUGCCCCGGGACUGGACAUCGUCUGCUCAUCACUACAGAAGCUCAAGAAUACAUACAUUCUACCAAGAUGUCUGGAACCGAUAGGGUUCCGUCUCCCCCGGAGGCUGCGACGGCGUCUUCUGGACAAGGCCUGGAUCUGGAGUUUUCUCAUAAUCAAACUCCAGACGAAGAGAACGAAGCUAUCGAGAACCCGAUGCCUCCUUUCGGACCAUUAUUCACUCUCCUGACCAACUCAACUACAAAUACUACUGUGCACCCUCGCGUCCACUACGUCUUCUCCGAUGACGACCCUUCGAUCCUCGCAGCCGGUGCUCAAGACCCGUCGCACCGACCCCUUGUCGUAGAUCUCGCGCCAGCUCCCGAAGGCGAGUCGAACCGAUGGGCUGUAUCCUGGGCCGCCAGUCUAACGCCCGAUUUCGCCGUGACAAACUCAAGCGUAGCUGUCCAACAGAGCGAGGGUGAAGAGAACGGAGGUGCUGGCGCUUUAAUGCUCCGUGUUGAAGGCGUCGAGCGUGAGCCCGUUGAAAUGCGACCCGAGUCCCUACCUAGCUCUGGCAGUGGUGCCAUAGGAGGUGAGGAUGUCGAUGUCUUGGCCGAAGAGUUCCGCAGACGGAUGGGAGUGCUAAAGAAGGUGGUUGAUGAGGCUGAAAAGAGGCGUGUGGUAAUAGGACAGGAUGAAGAUGUUCACGAUGCAGAAGAAGACGACGGUGCACCUGAUGAAGCGGUGGUAGACUACAAUGAGGACGAGGGGAAGGGGAAGGCAAAAGCAGGGAACGAUUGAUAGGAACUCACUCGAGAAGUUCCGUUUGCUUUGAUGAGUUUGAGAUUCUGUAUCGGCAAAGAUGGAAAUGUGCCAACAAUUGUGAUUCUCCGAGACUGAAACUUUUGAAACUUCGAUAAUAUACAUAGAUGCCCUGGUAAGAAUAUGGGUCAUCACAGUUUCAGGUGGACCAGACACCUUUGAAUAUGAAUGAAUACAGCUUGGCGUAUAGGUUUUGUCUGAUACGUAUGGGUAUCGAGCUUGUCAGAUUGUUAACUAGCGAUUUGAAUAUUUGAUCUGAGUCAAAAUAUCACGAUGUACCAACACAAGUGAGGAAGCGAAAUGUAAUUAAAAGUUCAUACUAUAAACGCCUCGAACUAAUGCAAAGAGAAAAGGAAAUCAAACGCCAGAAGAGUGGCAGAGUCAAACCCGGUUGUAUCAACAAAGAGAAGAAAGACGGGCUAUCGGGCUAUAGCAACAGUUAUGAUCCAAAUCCAAUGGGAAUACGCAAAACACAAAUACAGCUCUAACACUGCUUUUACCUCCACAUGAUCCCGGCCCACUUCCCUGGAGCGCGUAUAUAUUCCUCAAUGAGUACAAGUAUCGCCUUGUCGUCAUUCGAAGACAAUCGCCUCCGAGCCAUUCUCUCAUCGUUCGACUCCUACCUAGUUCCGCAAUAGCUGAGGUAGAUGGAACCGCCCUCCGCCAACACUGUUGAGCAGAGAGGAUGCUGUGUUGUCGGCAGCAACACGACGGGCUAAGCGAGCAGGUAGGACAGCUGUGUGCAUAACGGGCAAGCUGCCAAUGGCUGCCUCGAUACUUCGCUUCUUGUUGUUGUUGUUCUGUCCCUUGAUGACGAAUAUGUAGAUGAGAACAAUAAUGACAAUAACAACAAUGAUAGCAAC
Messenger RNA from Fusarium odoratissimum NRRL 54006, 1801 nucleotides. RefSeq lists its product as uncharacterized. Bases 204 to 917 code for a protein of 237 amino acids. The transcript is spliced from 2 exons. The record is from RefSeq and is a predicted model, not a curated record. NCBI's taxonomy places the organism in Eukaryota, Fungi, Ascomycota, Sordariomycetes, Hypocreales, Nectriaceae.